This is a messenger RNA of Achroia grisella, 3211 nucleotides long. RefSeq names its product neuroligin-1. Lineage: Eukaryota; Metazoa; Arthropoda; Insecta; Lepidoptera; Pyralidae. Gene Ontology annotation, molecular function: neurexin family protein binding; signaling receptor activity. Gene Ontology annotation, biological process: presynaptic membrane assembly; modulation of chemical synaptic transmission; chemical synaptic transmission. The coding region runs from base 1 to 2784 and encodes 927 amino acids. The transcript is spliced from 13 exons. The record is from RefSeq and is a predicted model, not a curated record. Gene Ontology annotation, cellular component: cell surface; synapse; postsynaptic membrane.
AUGCGCGCGGACCGCGCCGCGCUCUACGCGUGGCUCCUGUGCUGCGCCGCCGCGUUGCCUACGCACAAAUACAGCACGCGAGUGGUGCGCACUAAGUACGGGCCUCUACGCGGAAUUGUUGUUCACUCCCAUCCGCAGGUCGAGGCGUACCUCGGUGUACCGUAUGCUACGCCGCCACUUGGCAGUCUCAGAUACAUGCCGCCGGUGACACCGUCGCAGUGGCGUGAGACGCGGCUAGCGGACGCUCCCAGGCCAGCCUGUCCGCAGGCGCCUCCAGCCGCCACACCGCGCGAUGAUGCACUCCUGGUGCAUCCACGCGCGCGUAUCCGUCAACUCGAACGGCUGUUACCUGUGCUCGCCAACCAGAGUGAAGACUGUCUAUACGUUAAUCUCUACGUGCCAAUUAACGGAGGGGAUGUGGAAAGCGACGCGAUGGGUUUGCCAUGCCUUGUCUUCGUCCAUGGAGAAUCUUACGAGUGGAGUUCGGGUAAUGCGUAUGAUGGCACUACCCUGGCGGCGCAUGGCAACAUAAUUGUAGUUACUAUCAACUUUAGAUUAGGUGUAUUGGGUUUUUUAAAGACUGGUGCUAAGGGGUCGGCGCAGGGUAACUUUGGACUUAUGGAUUUAGUGGCGGGGUUACACUGGUUGAGAGAGAAUUUACCGGCAUUCGGAGGUGAUCCUGAGAGGGUGACCAUUAUGGGGCAUGGAACUGGGGCUGCUCUUGCCAACUUUUUAGCAGUAUCGCCUGUAGCGAGAGAACUACUGAAGCGUGUCAUCUUGUUAAGCGGGUCGGGGCUGAGUUCUUGGGCUCUGCAGAGGGAACCGCUUACGAUAAAAAGAAAGGUAGCAGAACAAACAGGAUGCCACGGAGAUCUGUUGGAAGACGACUUGGCGCCUUGCUUGCGCAACAAGCCACUGGCUGAGCUGCUCGCCGUGAAACUAGAUCCCCCGCGGUUUCUGCCUGGCUUUGCGCCAUUUGUUGAUGGCACUGUCAUUGUGAAUCCGUCCUCCGCUCCUCCGCCGACGGAUAGCUCGCGAUUGGGCGCGGGAGCUGCUGCUGUAGCAAAUGCGGCGGGCCAUGAAUUGGCAGACUUCUCCCAUAGAGAACUGCUAUUUGGACUUACUACUACUGAAUCGUACUUGGAAUUCAACGCACAAGACUUGGAGUUUGGUUUUAACGAGAGCCGCCGGGACCGCAUUCUGCGUACAUUCGUCCGUAAUGCUUACUACUAUCACUUGAAUGAGAUCUAUUCAACCCUGAAGAACGAAUACACGGAUUGGGAUAAACCAGUUCAAAAUCCACUUAGCGUUCGGGAUGCUACACUCGAGGUUUUAAGCGACGGCCGCACAGCAGCGCCAUUAAUCAGACUUGGUUAUCUACACGCCUUACGUGGCGGUACCACUUAUUUUACACAUUUUCACCAUCUUUCACAAGAUAAAGAUUAUCCGCAGCGUCCUGGCUCCGUCCAUGGUGAAGAGAUGCCUUACUAUCUGGGGGUGCCACUGUCCCAGGCCCAUCAUCAGCAAAACUUUACACAGCAGGAACAGCGUGUGUCUCGACUUUGUAUGCACUACGUCGCUAACUUUGUUAGAUACGGAAAUCCUAAUGAUCCGUCAGCAACGCCACCGCCAAGCCCUAUGUUAGGUGAUACUCCACGUCUUGGGCCCGAUCAAACACCGUAUUGGGACACAUACGAUACUAUCAAUCAACUCUAUAUGGAGAUCAGUAGUAAACCGGAAAUGCGAAGUCACUAUCGUGGCCACAAAAUGUCUUUGUGGCUUUCUCUUAUACCUCAACUGCAUCGACCCGGCUCCGACAUGCCUGACGCAGCGAUGCGCCAUCACCAUUUUCAAGAAGACAAUGCGAACUAUUAUGAAGGUGCGGUGAGGCCACAGUCGAUGUCAAGAUCGCAUGUCCCACAUGUCGUUAAUAUUGACAAUGCCCGAGGUUCUGAUGGUAAUCGCAGUACGCCACCACCUCGGUCAUCUGUACCUCGACCAUCUCCUGUGCCACCGGUCCCGUCAACGGAAUGUCCCCCGAAUACUACUGCAACACCUGUACAAGCAGACGAUGCUCUUCUGCGACGAUUGGCAUCGUCACAUUACCAAUCAUAUACUGCAGCGCUUACUGUUACUAUUGCAGUAGGUUGCUUUCUGCUACUUCUAAAUGUGUUAAUAUUUGCCGGUAUUUACCAUCAAAGAGGGACUCGUCCUCGACGGUCAAAAGAUGAUCUCGCUGAAGCAGGGAGUUCAUCUUCAUCAGACAACUACGAUGGGAAAUUAGAUUAUGAAGUGCGUGCAUUCGACGGUAAAGGAUUUGGUUUUGAGUGCAAAUCGGCUCACGUACCGCGCGGUUCUGGUUCCAAGUUCGAUUUACGGACGUUGUCGGAUUGUGGGGAACCUACGUUUGGGGAAUAUAGUUGUUAUGAUGAGAAACAUCGUGCGGCACGUAGCUCGUUGCCGGACGUUAGUGUGGGUAGUGCGAUUGAGGCCGGUAGUGUGGUGUGUAUAGAUACCCAAAAGCCAGACAUUCAAAAAGUAGAUGGGCGGCCACAGGACCCGGUGGGACGUACCAGUACCUUUGAGCCUCGAGUUGUAGAUAGUUCGACGCAAGUGAAAUUUGGGCCUGCCUCAGAAUGUGAAACAGCUUCUGAUUGUAAUGGUGAUUCAGAGUCAGGCGGUGCGAGCGGAUCAGGAAUCCUUCGCGUUCCGCCGGCUGCCACUGCGCCUGCGCCACCAGGCAUUAUGAAGAAGAGAGUGCAAAUACAAGAGAUAUCCGUAUGAGGGUUCCUGGACGCCGCAGAAAUAGUUGUGAAUAAACGGACAAAAUUGUGAUCUUUAAAAAACCUAAUGUAUAUAAAUCAGUAUCUUAGAUUUAAGCAGAAUAAUAUUAUAUGUACAUAUAAAAUAAUGCGAACAGUGCGUACAGCGAACUUUAAGGCGUAUCUGACGUCUCGGUCUUAUAUGAUAUUCAAUCUAUGGCUGUAAUAGGACUGAAUGUAAACACGUCUUCACUUUUCCGCUCUAUUUGCUAUGAGUUCGAAGUUGUUGGAAUAUAUUAAUAAGGGAUAACGCAAUAGCUUGCUUAUUAUAUAUUUGGUUAUGUCCUUAGGGUUGUAGUAUUGUGAAGUAUAGCCAUAUUCACUAGUUCUAUAAGGACGACCAUUACAUAUAAUUGGUAAUUCAGUUAUGAAUAUUUAUAUAUUCUCAG